CAGACGGUUUGCAUUAUCAGUCACAUACCAACGCUCCACCAAAAUGGUUCGCAAGCCAAGUGAAUUAUUUUUGCUAGUGAUAGCCUUCGCCGCUUUCAUGGGAGAUUCUCAGGGUGCCAAUAUUCUGGGUCUCUUCCCCAGCCUGAGUCCCUCUCAUUUGAUCAUUCAAAUGUCGACGGCUAAGGUCCUGGCCGAGAGGGGACACAACGUGACGGUGGUGACAGUGCUAAAACCUGUGGUAAACCACAAGAACAUAACAGUAGUCCAAGUGCCACUCACCAAAGAGGAGGCCCAGCAAAUGAGCGACACCGUUGGAGCGAUGUCCAAAAGUGACAAUAGCAACAUGAUUCUAUCCCUGAUCCGAAUGUCGGGACAGAUGGACUUCAUGUUCAGCAAAAUGGCCGAAGCCUUAAAGCACGAUCGUGUUCGGGAUCUUUACCUUAAUAAGGACAAUAAGUUCGAUUUGGUUCUCUCGGGAUACUUCAUGAAUGAUUUCCAACUUGGAUUCGCCAAGAAGGUGAAUGCUCCAGUCAUUGUCGUUGCCACAAUGCCGCCAAACCAAUUGUUGAAUCCACUGAUCGGAAAUCCUUUGGAAGUGUCUUACGUUCCUUCAAUCGAUGGUUCCGUGGAAAAGGGCAAGGGCAUGACAUUCCGGCAGCGUUUGUCUGGCUACGUUACAAGCGUCUUCUUUGAGUUUUUCAAUUUCCUAACCGUGAGGCGUAAUCAAAGAUAUUACAAGGAAGUUUUCGGUGACGAUGGUACCCUUCCCGAGUACUUUGAGCUGCUCAAGAACACGUCGUUGAUAUUCUUUGCUUCCCACGCCGCAAGCGAAGGACCUAUCCGACCCAAUGUUCCAGCCGCUGUCGAGAUUGGAGGAAUUCAAGUUAAGGACACGCCAGAUCCCCUGCCUCAGAAUAUGGCGGAGUUUCUGGGCAAUGCUACUGAUGGAGCUGUUCUCCUCUCCCUGGGUUCCAAUGUUCAGGGAAAGCAUCUGAAGCCAGACACCGUGGCCAAGAUAUUCAAUGUUCUCUCGAAGCUAAAGCAGAGGGUUAUCUGGAAAUGGGAGGAUUUGGAGAAUACACCUGGUAAAUCGGACAAUAUUCUCUACUCCAAAUGGCUGCCCCAAGACGAUAUAUUGGCACAUCCCAACAUUAAACUGUUCAUAAAUCAUGCAGGAAAGGGAGGCAUUACGGAGGCCCAGUACCACGGAAAACCAAUGCUUUCCCUACCUGUAUUUGGUGAUCAGCCCGGAAAUGCUGAUGCCAUGGUUAAAAAGGGUUUCGGUUUGACCCAGAGUCUCCUGACCCUGGAGGAGCAGCCGUUCCGCGAGGCAAUCCUAGAGAUCCUAUCGAAUCCAGAAUACACCCAGAAGGUUGCCUCGUUUUCCACUCUCUACCGUGAUCGGCCAAUGACCGCCAGGGAAUCUGUGGUCUACUGGGCGGAGUACGUUAUCCGUCACAAAGGAGCUGCCCAUCUUCAGAGUCCUGUGGUCCACAUGAACUAUAUUGCAGCCAAUAACUUGGAUAUCUAUGCUAUAUUCGUCGUGGUUCUAGUCAUUUUUGUACUACUGCUGACUAAGCUGGUCAAGAUCAUUUACAAAAAGUUUGCAGCAAAACCAAAGAAGCAGAAAAAGCACUAAAAGUUUUUAAUUGACCAUCUGGUAAAAAAUACUCGUAAUAGUAAU
Molecule: messenger RNA, 1684 nt
Organism: Drosophila eugracilis
Lineage: Eukaryota; Metazoa; Arthropoda; Insecta; Diptera; Drosophilidae
Gene: Ugt37A2
Product: UDP-glycosyltransferase UGT5
Molecular function (GO): UDP-glycosyltransferase activity
Source: RefSeq, a predicted model, not a curated record